Messenger RNA from Filobasidium floriforme, 930 nucleotides. Its product is annotated as HotDog domain-containing protein. Lineage: Eukaryota; Fungi; Basidiomycota; Tremellomycetes; Filobasidiales; Filobasidiaceae. The record is from RefSeq and is a predicted model, not a curated record. The coding region runs from base 132 to 806 and encodes 224 amino acids. The transcript is spliced from 4 exons.
CGCCGAUAUAGAUAUCCUUGCGUCAACGACAUUUCCCGCAAUCGCAAACCGACGCAAACCUGGAUCAACCAGCCGCAACCCAGCACACAGCACGCAGGCUUGGAUCACAGAUCAGCUUGACAGAGCACAGAAUGACCACUUCAGAUGCAUUGCAGACUGCCGACCAGCUCGAGCAGGAGCUACAAUCUCUCGAACUGGUCAAAGAAUUGCGGGGAAAGGUCGACCCGUCCGACUUGCAGGGAUGGUAUGAAACACGUCCAGCGAGUCGAUCACUGAGUCCUCACUCGCUCAUGGUCACAACCCUCCGUUCACCGUCCUUGAUCGCCAUACCUCCCCUUGCGUUCGCCCGUUGUGACGAAUCCGCUGCCGUCUUGAUCUACCAUCUAGGAGAAUCCCUGUGUGGGCAUGAAGGAAUCAUCCAUGGAGGGAUCAUUGCGACGAUACUAGACGAUUCGUUGGCUAGGAAUGCUUUCCUGAGCUUACCCUCAAAGACAGGAGUGACCGCUUCGUUGAACAUAUCGUACUUGAAGCCGACUAAGACGAAUCAGUUCAUCGUCGUACGCACUCAGCUGGAAUCUAUACAGGGCAGGAAAGCUAUCGUCAAUGGGCAGAUAGAAGAUCUUGCCGGGAAUGUUCUCGCUAAAGCUACCGGCCUGUUCAUCGAACCGAGAAACGCUCAGGUAUUGAGCGAUAGCCGAUUACUGGCGAUCUGGGGAGAACGACCGUCAAUAUCGACCAACGACACAACAGAGACCACAGACAGCGCUGGUGGAGAUACAGACGGGAAGAUAGACCCGGUCGUUUAAGAAGCGAGAAAACACCAUGCAAAGUCUAGGGGAGCGAGAACGCGAGAACCCCUCAUCUCUUGAUCGACUCUGCCGCUCAAAGGGCUGCGUUCUCGUAACCUGAAGAUCGGGGCGCCAAUAUUUC